Molecule: messenger RNA, 4032 nt
Organism: Diachasmimorpha longicaudata
Lineage: Eukaryota; Metazoa; Arthropoda; Insecta; Hymenoptera; Braconidae
Product: endoplasmic reticulum metallopeptidase 1-like
Exons: 9
Coding region: 574-3222 (882 amino acids)
Biological process (GO): proteolysis
Molecular function (GO): metalloexopeptidase activity
Source: RefSeq, a predicted model, not a curated record
AAAUACCAUUUGGAGAUAACUUGACGUCAGGGUCUACUUCAGAUUAACCUAUUGACUUCUUAUCAUUGGUUGGUAUCAUAAAUAUGUCGCUAGUGUCAUGCAACCCUUUUUGCAAGUGGUGGACGCUUGUCCGAAUACAACGGUUGGCAUCUACACUCCUCUGAAUAAUUAAAAAAAGCAAUAAACAGAAGAGCCCUUUGACCUGUGUGGGAAGUAAUGAGUCGAAACAUUCGCUGGGAUUUAUGAACAUUGGAGCCAGAAAAGUGGACCCGGAAACACAAAUGAGUUAUCUUGGAACAUUGAACAAUAAAAGACAGAACGUUCGCUGUGUUUGACGCCUCUGACUUAAGUCACACAGUGUAAGCAAUCCGGCACCGGAAGGCAAAAAUUUUGCAAGUAUACGUGUCUAGGCUACCCAAAAAAACCAAUCAACAUGCGGUACAUUGAGUUUGUGAACGACUCCGUCAGGAUGCAAUAGAAUUGUGGUGGUGGAGUUGAAAUAGAAAUUGAUGACUGCGAGAAAUUAUUUGCACCUUUACUUGAAUAUCCGAUCUUUAUCAUCAAAACAGUGAAAUGAAGGAGGGAUUGAGAUUUCGUCAAAAUCGGGCCCUAAGAACCUCCGAAGGACCCCUCCAGCCCCUCCCGGGCUUCAUGCCAAGGAGAAUAUCUUCACCAAAUGAUACCCAGCAUCUUCUCUUUGUCAUAACUUUUUUUCUAUCAGUCUCUGUAUUAAUUAUUGUGGUGGAAAAACAUUUACCUGAGCCGAAACUGAUGAAUAAUGAAGGCCUCCACGCUGGAAGAUUUAUCGCCGAAAGGGCUAUGAACCAUAUAGUAAACUUGACGUCACUUGGGCCUAGAGUUGCAGGAAGUUAUGAAAAUGAAGUACUCGCUGUUAAUUAUCUCACAGCAGUCAUUAAUGACAUAACUGCGCAAAUCAGUGAUAAUCAUAAAAUAACGGUUGAUAUCACGAAACAUAGCGGAGCAUUUCCACUUAAGUUUUUGGAUGGCAUGACGAAUGUUUAUAGGAAUGUACAGAAUGUUAUCGUCAAGCUGGGACCCAGGAGAUGGGCCGAACACAGUCUGCUGUUGAACUGUCAUUUUGAUUCAUUUGUCGAGAGUCCUGGAGGAUCUGACGAUGGUGCAGGCUGUGCUGUCAUGCUUGAGAUACUCCGAGUCAUGGCUCAAAGUCCAAAGAUUCUCAGAAAUAACAUUAUUUUUCUCUUUAAUGGUGCUGAGGAGAAUUUAUUACAGGCUUCUCAUGGAUUCAUAACACAACAUCCAUGGGCCAAGGAGAUUAAAGCUUUCAUCAAUUUGGAAGCCUGCGGUGCGGGAGGAAGAGAAUUACUUUUUCAGGCUGGACCUGAUGAUCCAUGGAUGAUUGAGACUUAUUCAGAAAUGGUUCCGUAUCCAUACGCCUCUUCACUGGCCCAAGAAAUAUUUCAGAGUGGAAUUGUACCAGGUGACACUGAUUUUCGUAUAUUCAGGGACUUUGGAAAAGUCUCGGGUGUAGAUUUCGCGUGGUCAACAAAUGGUUACGUUUAUCAUACGCGCUUUGACACAGUGCAGCAGAUUCCACUAGGUUCUCUUCAACGAACAGGGGACAAUAUUUUGGCUCUCUCCCAGGGCAUUACUGCAAGCCACCACCUCGGCAACACUCAGCUCCGAAGCCACACUGGCAGUCUCGUGUUUUUCGAUUUCUUGGGAGCUUUUGUUGUCCGCUGGCCCCAGUAUGUUGCAAACAUCGUCAACCUCCUGAGCAUCUUCAUAGGCGCCUACUCAAUUUAUCUGAAUAUCGAUAAUGUUCCAAGAGAUUUGAAGUACUACAGUUACACACGUCAAGUUGUUCUCAGUAUUGGAGUCAUUUUAAGUUCCUGGCUGAUUUCAAUGAUCUCAAUGACUUUGAUUGCUCUAGUCCUCACGAAGCUUGGAAAAGUUAUGAGUUGGUAUUCAAGACCAGCUUGGCUAUUUUUUUUAUACGUCUGUCCCACAAUGUCAACGUCAAUGUUGUGGUUCAUGUUUGCUGGCAGUUACCAGAAGAAAGAAGUUAAUUCUUCGUGGAUUUUGUAUCACAUUUACUACGAUGCCUACAGUAUUAUCUGGAUGUUGAUUCUACUCGCCUGCGUUUUCCUGGAAAUUCGAUCCGGAUUCAUUCCGCUCCACUGGGUGUUUUUUCCUGCCGUCGGGAACAUCAUUAGACAGAGUUUCUUCAAGAAAUGGAGAGACUGGAGAUGGCUGGGCUAUCAAGUGGGAAUCCUCAGUUUACCGUAUAUUCAGUCCUUCUACUUGGCUAUCGGAGCUCUCUACCUGUUCAUACCCAUUAUGGGACGGUCUGGGGCGAGUGUGAACACCGAAGUAGUUAUAGCAAAUAUGAUUUCCAUUCUCUUCUGCUUUUUACUCAGUUUCACCAUGCCAAUAGUACUGCUGGUGAAAAACGCUGGGCGGGUCAUCAGCAUGAUGACAGGGCUAUUUUUAUUAUCGGCUGCGGUCCUGAUCCUGACACCGCUAGGAUUUCCAUACAGCGGAGAUGUUAAUUCACCGGCUCCUCAACGGUUCAUGAUCAUACAUACUCAACGAGCUUAUUAUAACGCGAAUGGCAGCCUUCGGUACUCAGGCGCGGGAUUUUGGAUAGUUGAUUUGGAUAUGAACAGCCCGCACAGUGUCGAGGCGAUGGUACCAGAAGUUGGAGCUAUUAUUCCCACUGUUAAAGACUGCAAGGAGCAGCUGUUCUGUGGUUUACCAUACUUAAUGCCUGUCACAACAUUUUUGUGGAAAACAAGUUGGAUACCUGGACCUGCGCCACUUAUAAAAAUUCCUACAAAACUAGAAUUAAUAUCUAAAAUAGUUAACAAGGAUUACGUGACAUUUACAUUCAAUAUCACAGGUCCCGAUCACAUAGGAAUAAUAUUAUCACCUUACGAAGGGGUGAAAUUAAAGCAAUGGACAAUAGUACAUGGAGACCCUUUACCCUGCCCCUCGUGGAACAACAGGGACGUUUACUUUAUUUAUUACGCUUGUACUAUGAACUGCAUUCCUUACAAUUUCUCGAUAAAACUCAAAGUGCCAGAAAUCCACAAUGAUUCACUUCUGACGAUUGCCCUGGCAGGACAUUUUUUGCAUGGUGAAAAUCAAAAAUCCAAGAGAUUCAGAAGUUUUCUCAGCCAAUUUCCCCCCUGGACUGUAAUCACUCCCUGGACAGCAUCAUACACUUCCUGGGAGUUUUAGCAGCAAUAAGCAACGUUUAUCGUGAAUAUAUUUUUCAAAUUAUUACUAAUUGGUAUGAAUGAAUGCACAAAGUGAUAUUUAGUGCAGAAGUAAAAAUCACUAGAUUAAAUUAAAUAUUAAUGAUAAGUUAAUAUCGAGCGAUACAUGAAAACAUAGAGUGCCUACAGAUUUUGAUAUUGCACGAAUAUGUUCUUCUAGAUUAUACUUUGAAUUAAUUCGUAAUGGAUAAAUAUUUGUUGUAUAUGCUUUCACAGUAUUCGCUCCUGCUUGUUUACAUUAUAUGCUCAAAAACAAAUAAUAAGAAAAAAUAGCGUAUGCUUGGACUUACGAUGGUACACAACAGAAAUUUCUCUGAAUAUCAAAAACCUCUAGAAAGAAAUAGAAAAUUCUUGUCAAGAAUUUUUAUAGGCACAGUCUAACCAAAGCAUUGCAAAAAAUAUAAAUGUAUGGUGGUAUGGACUGUCGUAAAUGAAAUGAGUCACGAGUUCGUCGGUCUUGCGCCAAUGAGUAAAAUAUCAAAUAAUUAUAGAUUUUAAUCUAAGACUUCGAGCCCUCAUCAGGAAAAAACUUCGUUAUCUUUAAUUAUCCUUGACCGAGUUACUACAGUAUGAAUAAUUGCAAUAGUAGUACACAGUCCCUCCCCGUGGUCUUUAUUUCACGAUGAUAAGUGGAGAAUAGAUCCAUUCCACAAUUGAUGCAGAAGGUAUUAUUCAACGUACAUCUAUCACCGUCUUACAUCGUUCACUAGGCCUCGGGGCGAUUACAAAUUCUCUUCAAUAUUAAACACCGCCAAAUGUAACUAAAAAAAAA